ACGCGCACAUAACAAUCGCAUUUUAUAUAAUAUACAAAAGAUCACGAAUCCAAACUACUUAUUCUCAAAGAUAAAGAGAACAAGUAUAAUAGAGAGAGCCAAAGAAAGAAUCUAGGGGAAGAACUAAACAAAAUUAUACACAAAAAUGGAGAAGAACAAUGUGUUUGUGCUAUGUAUAAUUUUGGCAUUAGUGGGAUCGUCGUUGAUGUUUGAAGGAGUUAAUUGCUGCAGAGCUUUACCAUCGAAGUCGUUGAGAAAUAUUAAAGGACAUGAGCAAUCCCCGGUGACCAUGGAAGUGAAUAACAACUGGACAAGUCAACGUCCUUUGGUGAAGAGCUUUGUUUACCGGUUAGCGUCUGGGCCAAGCAGAAGAGGACCUGGUCACUGAUCAACAACUACCGCUUUUGAUCGAUGGUGUUUUUUGCGUUGUCUUAAUUAGUUUCUUUUUGUGUGUGUGUGUGUAUAAAGGGAAAGCUUUUGUUUCAGCCACAAAAAAAUUAGA
This is a messenger RNA of Camelina sativa (false flax), 502 nucleotides long. RefSeq lists its product as uncharacterized. Lineage: Eukaryota; Viridiplantae; Streptophyta; Magnoliopsida; Brassicales; Brassicaceae. The record is from RefSeq and is a predicted model, not a curated record.